AUGUCGUCGUCGCCAAGAUACAAAUGGGUCGCCACAGACCGGUUAAUUCAUGGGAGAAUCGUGAACAAGUUUUUACCUCUGAAGAGACACCCUCAGCUAGGACUUGAAAACACCAACUACUCGAACCUGUAUCCCGGAGACGAAGUUUACGUGUUUGAAGAAACCACAGAUGGACGCUGGUACAGAGGGUACACGUGCUGGCAACCUUUGCCGGAAGACUUCAUCAGCCGUCUGAGCUCGUAUUCCGAGAAACUGCCCGAACAAAAAUUCAAAGUGGUUGUUUUUCCGCAGAAGUUUGCGCAUCUGAAUCGUGAUGAGCAGGUUACCGAUCUGCCCUUUCUAGCAGCCCCUGAGAAGAGCCAAUUCACGUCCCCCAAUACCAAUCCAGAGCUUUCCACGAUGUUCGACCUGACCAAUAGCUGGUCCAAAAACGACAUCUUGGAGCUGAACGGCUCUACCACAACUAAGAUCAGUCGUCCGCCAUUCCCUUAUUUCCGUCUUCAAGACUACGACGUCAUCCAGGAACUUACCCCCAUGCUCUCGCAGCUUGUGUCCCAUGUCUACUCCAUGUAUUCGUUUGGAGAGUUUGAGGUUGCAGUCAGCAUGUCUGAGCUUUACUAUAAACUCGACGAUAUCCGGCUGAGAUUGCAAUACAAACUCACUACUAGGAUAGAAUAUGAACAACUCGUCAAAGACAUGUGUUCCAUGUCGUACAAGAUCGCCAAGUUCAUUUCAUCAAAACACCUAUCCUCUUCAAACCCACAGGUGGAAACGUCAAGUGUUGUUGAUUCGUCCGGGUACGGUAGUGUUUUAUGUCGAGACAUGUACACGGGAAAACUUUAUAAGUAUGGUGAGACGGAUCCUCAACUUCUUGCCACGAUGAGUAUGCUCACCGCUUUGAGUAACAAUUUCCCGAGUGCUAAUGUGUAUCAACUAAAGCUUCUUCCACUUGAGAACAAGAAUUACGAUUCUGUCGACUCCACGAGUGUUCUAGUAGACUUCAAAGAUGCAUUAAGUGACCCUACGGUAAACCCAAACUUUCAAAAUCUUUCAGCGAUGAUGUUUUUGAGAGCCGGUAAAAAUACACUCACUGAACCUUUCAUCUUGAAUAUGGAUCGUGACGAUGUUGUUUCGAUGGACAACAUCUCUGCUGCACUCUUCAACAAUAUCCCUCCCAGUGAAAUUGAUAAUAAUAAAGUGUAUCUGGUAGUGGUAUUAACAGAAACUAUAAAAGUUCAGCUUAUGGCUCCAGAACCUGGUAAAAAUUUUAGGAAACCUUUCAUUCCUUUCUUGACUGGCAGCGAAAACAGACUUUCUCACGUCAAAAAGGGGUUAGCUGCUGGUGUCAUCGAUAUAUCAAGACUUUUCACACGUAAGAAAAAGCAUAAAUUACCAGGAAACUCUCAUCAGUUCAAUGUUGAGCUAUUUGGCUCGUACUUUCCUACAAGACGGAAAGAUAAUUACAAUCCACAAUCGAUGGUUAAUGUUGCUGCUGCACAGAAUGCCGCAGCCUUAGCGAGAAGUGCAAAAAGCGAUGAGAACAAUGGUUGGGGUGAACUGGUUGACAGAAUUAUUGCAGACGCUAAUAAAGGUAUCGCCGUGAAUCCAAGAAUUUUAUCUCUGGCAGUAACUGUUAGAGAGAUUACAGGCGACCAUGGGUUCUCUAGUGUUCUCAAGAACAAUAUGUCAGCUAUUCAAAGCAUCCCAACUUGCUCAUAUGACACUCUCUCGAAUCCAGACGACAGGAUUUACUUGACUUUGGGAAGGACCUCGAUUUGUGGCUUCAAGACGCCGGACACUAAUAUUUCAAGCGUUGCCAUUCAGAUCUCGUCUAGUAAUCCUAAAGUUACCUUCAGAAGUGGUAUAAACGAUGUUCCACGGAAACACUGGAUGUUCGUAUCGGUUAAACCCGAUGAGGUUAUUGGAGAAACAAUCAGAAUCGAUGGGCUGGAAGAAAUGCAAAAUGAUGAAACUUUAAGAAUAUCCGCUUACCUCAAUGGUUUCCUAAUGGCGAAGUCAAAGUUUUACAUCAAGAGAAAUGACAAGAUAAUUCAGUAUGCGAAAAAGUCCGUUUUUCAAUUGAUGUCCACCACUAGCGAGCCUUUGGUUGAUUUGGAGAUUACAACGGAAUACGUCGGCAAGAAGCUUAAUGUGGAGCCAGCUGUUCGCAAUUUCCUUCAUUUCUCAUAUGAUUUCAAAAAGUCCUACUAUGAUUUUGAGAAGGAAUGUUUACAGCUCCUGGCUGAUAUAAAGGCAACGCCUGUCAAAGAGCUCAUCAAAACUUUUGACGCCUUACUCACAAAAUUUUUGGAUGUUUUCUACGUUGCGAACGUUCUUGAAGGACAGAGAUCUUCCGAUGAAUUCAAAAAAGCAUCAUUCACCUCUCUAGCCUACUUUUUGGAUAUGGUCAUUGCUCGUCAAGACAAUUAUAGACACCUGUUCAAUGAUUUUCUCCAAUCCUUCUCUGCACGAAAGUCAGAGCUUCCAGAAGUUGGCGCAAACUUAGUUCUUUUUGCCUCUAAGUUCUUCCGCAACUCUCAUGAAGUGUGGGAUUACGACGGUAGAGCUUUGUGCCGCGUCUCAGUCUACCUAUUCAAACUAGCUGUGCUUCUUUCGAGCCCUCGUGAAAAUGACCUACAAAAAGCACUUAUCGAAUAUUUCGAAGGAAUAUCGUCGUUCUUCCGGUUGAGAAAGGAAUCGUCACUAGUGGAUCAAGUUCUGAUUCUUGACGCUUUUGACGCAUGGAUUUUAGUGUUGUCUUCACAUUGUGAAGCCAAAAUCCUUGUCGACGCUUCCAUUGGAUUGUUUCAAGCAUGUCACGACAAAGAGCGCGCCAACGGUAUUUAUAGGAGGGCUUUGACAGUGAGAGAACAGAAAUUCAUUUCUGCCAAAUACCUAGUUAUGCGCCGCUUGAUUGACGUUGACACUAUAAGAAACAAGUUGCUAAACCCUGAACAAGACGGGCUUUAUCAACAAGAAUUUAUCGCGAAAGUAAUAGAAUGGUCUUUUGAACCAUUUCUGAACUACAGUGGUGAAAACUUGCACUUGACCACCAUCAGACUGGCUAACGGUGUUCUGCUCAGCGUUAUUCGUCAUGCGUCGACAACUGUGAAAAGAAAUUUGAUUAGACUGGUUCCAACGAUUUGCAGGUUCUUUAUUUUGGUCAGAAAGUACUGCAAGGAGAAAGAAUACUUCAAAUAUAGAAGAACUUUUUCAAAGCUUUUCCCCAUCACUUAUCCCUUCGACGAGAUUACGGUUGAUUCUAUUGUACAAGAAGAAAUGGUCGUUGAAGUUUUGAUUGAACUGGGGACUUUAAUAGCCGCUAUCACCGAGAUGGCCGAGCUGAAUUUCAAGGACUCAUUAUCCUUUAUGAAAAUAACCGAAUUGUGUUCAGAGGACGCGGCUUUCAAUUCUGUGUUUUACAUCACACAGUUUGCAAGAGAGGAUCUUUUAACAAUUGUGCACACAGUAAAACUUCUGAUGAAGGGCAAAUUUUUCCCAAACAAAAAAUGGCUCUCCUUGAGUGAGCUAUAUAUCAGAAGUUCUAUUUGUCUGUUCAAGCUAUGUCAAGAAAUUCUUAUAAAAUACAAAAUUCCUGUGGUUGGCUCCGAUGAACCCUUGGACAUCAAAUUGUGGAGUGAGUGGAUAAAAAUAUUGAUAUCACUUGGAAACCAUAUUCCCUCGAACCCGACACUACUUGCCGAGCUUCCUAGAAAGGCCCUUUACUUGAUUGGCGGCAAUUUUAGACGCGAAGUAUCGAAAGUAUUGGAAGAAUGCUGGGACGCACUAGGGCAGGAUACUUCUAGGACUAAAAUUAGGGAGAAUUACGGCAUUACUAGGGCUAAUGGUUAUCAAAACUAUCUGGUACGUGCUGACAAAACUUUCGUUAGAGAGAUUAUGGAUUUUACGUUUCAACGUCAUACCGACGCUCGCAGGGUCGGCGCAAAAAUUAUUUGGGGUACAACAGCCAACUGCUGGUUUGCUUUUGGAAAUUUGGAGCCAGUUAUGCUACAAACCACAUCAGAGCUCUGUUUCGCCCACCAAUCUGGUAAAUUUAUUCCCACCCUACAUGAAUCAGAGAACUAUGUGAAGGCGCUUCUCUACACUAUACGCUUAAAGAAGGAUGACCCAAUGUUCGAUUCUAUUGUAAAGGUUUUAAAACUAGCUCGCGAUUUGCUGACUGUUUUGACUGAAUCUAGCGAGAUUCCGGACGACAAAGAAUUUGAUGAUGACAGAACAGCUCACCAGAUAACCAUUUUUGGAUAUUUGCUGGAGGUAAAGAAACCAGACGAGCUUCACAAGCUUGUCAACGACCUUUUCCUCUACAAUGUAAAGAAGAAAGACAGUGUUCAAGCUGCUCUGAGUUUAGAGUUAUUAGCAAGAACGUACAAUUGGGAUCCCAAUGACAAUCUCCUCCCUGUCGGCUUCCCCGCUUUGCCCGAACAAUCUUCUUUCCAAAGAAGAGAAUACUUGUACAAAGAGGCUGCAAAGUAUUUCCACAAAGGUUUAAAGCUUGAAAAGGCUUUGUCCAUUUACAAAGAACUGGCUCAAGCCUAUGAAAAGAUUAACUAUGAUUUGGUCGGACUGUCUCAAGUCCAUGGAAACAUUUCAAGACUCUAUGGAGAUUUGCAAACGGUUGACAGAUUAGUUCCCACCUAUUUCAAAGUUGCGUUCGCUGGAUUUGGAUUUCCCACUUCCACGAGAAACAAAACCUUCAUUUAUGAAGGCCUUCCUUUCGAGCACAUUACUUCUAUGCAAACCAGACUGUUGGUAUCUCAUCCUGGUUCGAAGAUUGUGGGCACUCAGGAAGAAGCCGAGAAUUUACUAGUGAACCCUCCAAUCGGUAAAUUCAUUCACGUUAUCGCUGUUGAACCAAGAGUUGAGAUAUCCGACGCUUUCACAAACAAAAGCAAGAAAGAAAAUGCCAACAACAAGAUUCGUUUGUAUAUUGAGAACAGAGACUUGAACACAUUCUGCACAUACCGUAUGCUACCGGGAGCUACCACGGCUACCGAUCUGUGGGUUAAAGAAUUAACUUACGAGACUAUAUCAACCUUCCCAACAUUGAUGAAUAGAGCCGAGGUCACGAAUACAAGCACAAAAACUCUCUCCCCUGUUGAGAAUGCUAUCCGGUCAAUGCAGCUGAAGAUACAAGAUCUUACAGGGCUAGAAGACACUUCUUACAAGCUGCUCAAAGAAAAUGGAGAUUACUCGGCCAUUUUCCCAGAGCUAUCGAGAAACAUUAGUGGUACCAUUGAUUCUCCAGUUAACGGAGGUGUUUCUCAAUAUCGGGAAUUUUUCACUCAGGCCAAUGUGGAGGCUUGCGAUGAAAGCCAAUUGAGUCUGUUGCGCUCUACUUUCGACGAACUGGCCAACAUUCUCAACAGGUGUUUGACACUACACGGUAAACUAUGCCACGGCCACAUGCGUAAAUCGCACGAAAUGUUACUGGGCUUGUUUCAGAAGAAUUUUGCCGGCGAGAUCGGGAGAAACAACAUUGUUGUCGGCGAAGGCGACAUCGAAAUGAUGAGCAGAAUCACUUCUAAUACGACUGACACUGCUAGCCAACAACCUUCGGAAGCCACUCAAGACCAUGCGAGUUUGCCCAAGCCGGUCAUGUCGAGCGCACAGUCCGUCAACUCUGUCGGAUCCAGCACACACGGUGCUGGCUCCGAAAAUGCGGAUGUAGUGGCCGCUGAAUCGCUUUCUCAAGCCUCAGCUGCAACAAAGCCUGCAUCCAGAAGUUCGCUUCAAUCUUCGAAACUGAGCAUGUUUCGCAACGGGAUGAACAAGAAAUUUGGUAAAAAUUCUAAGGCUAAGACUAAGACAAACAAUUAA
This is a messenger RNA of Lachancea nothofagi CBS 11611, 5838 nucleotides long. NCBI's taxonomy places the organism in Eukaryota, Fungi, Ascomycota, Saccharomycetes, Saccharomycetales, Saccharomycetaceae. The record is from the annotation of a GenBank genome assembly.